GGUAGAUUCCCGUCAGAGAAAUGGGGCAUUUCAACAACAUACAAGUUACAAUGGCAUCAAUAUUAAUUAUACGAACCACUCCUAAAGGACCCCUCAUUGCCACAUCUGAUACGAUUAGAGACUAACUCUCACCGUCCAGGGAUAAUAAGGAGGUACAUAAGCAACUCCCUUACAGCUCACAUCCUCGUAUCAAUUCAUUUCAAUCAAUCAAUCACGUUGCUUUUUGGGCCCUCCUUGCAUGAGAUCCAACGCCUCCUCCUUAAUCCUUUAAUGCUUAUGUAGCAUAUUACUUUCACUCACCGUCCUUAUAUCUUCUUUGCCCACAUCUCUACUUCGUCGCUGCUCAACAAAUAUUGUUUAGAAUCAAGUCAAGCAAUUUCAAACAUGUCAUCAUCAAACCGUUUUUUGAUCUGGGGAGGAGAAGGUUGGGUUGCUGGACAUCUCAAGACUCUUCUCGAAAGCCAGGGAAAGGAAGUUUACACCACCACUGUUCGCAUGCAAAAUCGGGAAUCUGUCAUUGCAGAAAUUGAAAAAGUCAAGCCAACUCAUGUUCUUAACUGUGCUGGCUGCACUGGACGCCCCAACGUCGAUUGGUGCGAGGACAACAAGGAGGAGACGAUUCGAAGCAAUGUUAUCGGAACAUUGAACUUGACCGAUGUUUGCUACUUGAAGGGUAUUCACAUUACUGUCUUCGCUACAGGAUGUAUCUAUACCUAUAACGAUGAGCAUCCAAUUGGCGGACCUGGAUUCUUGGAGACUGAUCCAGCCAACUUUGCUGGCUCAUUCUACUCGGAAACUAAGGCCCACGUUGAGGAGGUUAUGAAGACAUACAACAACACCCUUAUCCUCCGACUUCGAAUGCCCGUCAGUGAUGAUCUCCAUUCCCGUAACUUCGUCACCAAGAUUGCCAAAUAUGACCGUGUAGUCGAUAUCCCCAACUCAAAUACCAUUCUCCACGAUCUUCUCCCUGCUUCCAUCCUCAUGGCCGAGCACAAAGAUACCGGUAUCUACAACUUUACCAACCCAGGAGCCAUUUCUCACAACGAGGUUUUGGCUCUCUUCAAGGAAUAUGUGAGACCAGAUUUCACAUGGAAGAACUUCACAUUGGAGGAACAAUCCAAGGUCAUCAAGGCGGGACGAAGUAAUUGCAAGUUGGAUACCACUAAGUUGGUCAAGAAGUUGAGCGAGUAUGGAUACGAGGUCCCAGAAAUUCACGAGGCGUACAAGGGAUGUUUCCAAAGAAUGGCUGCUGCUGGCACCAAAUAGAUGGGGCUCGCAUGUGGCAUGUAACAUGGGCACACGCAACGGCUGUAAUUCUGUGUCUUGUCGUCUGAAGUAUUUCUCUACCCUAAAACGUGGUUGGAUAUCUUCUUCGAUAUCUUUUAAAUAAACAUACUUAUUAUUAUUGUCCAAUAUGGCCGGCCUA
Molecule: messenger RNA, 1426 nt
Organism: Botrytis cinerea B05.10
Lineage: Eukaryota; Fungi; Ascomycota; Leotiomycetes; Helotiales; Sclerotiniaceae
Exons: 3
Coding region: 385-1266 (293 amino acids)
Biological process (GO): S-adenosylmethionine biosynthetic process
Cellular component (GO): methionine adenosyltransferase complex
Molecular function (GO): methionine adenosyltransferase regulator activity
Source: RefSeq, a predicted model, not a curated record